This is a messenger RNA of Anopheles marshallii, 7368 nucleotides long. RefSeq names its product probable chitinase 10. NCBI's taxonomy places the organism in Eukaryota, Metazoa, Arthropoda, Insecta, Diptera, Culicidae. Gene Ontology annotation, cellular component: extracellular region. The record is from RefSeq and is a predicted model, not a curated record. Gene Ontology annotation, molecular function: chitin binding; chitinase activity. Gene Ontology annotation, biological process: carbohydrate metabolic process; chitin catabolic process. The transcript is spliced from 10 exons.
AUGCAACCUGUGCAAAAAGGUGUGACCAAGUUCCAGAAACACAACCAUGUGAAAGUAUGCCCCCAGAACGUGCUGAUGUGCUGGGCAACAAAAUUGCGUGGACAACGACUUGUUUAUGAUCUCCUUGGCAAUUCAACGUCCCCUUCCUUUUGUUCCAACGUUAAAGUUUUCUUUCUGUUAUUGUUUCUCCAUUUAGAUCCGAUGCUUCGUUGAGGUGAAAGCAUCAGAAUGAGUCUUCUGCCAUAUAAAGGGCUGACCAUUGUUGGUGCCUGGUUGGUACUAACGGCGACUGCCAUAAGAAUCGAACGUCCGGAACCGGUCAGCUUCGUACGAAGUAGCGUAGAACAAAUUCCACCGCACGGCUUUGAGAAACAGGUGGCCGACGCAGAGAGUGAUGACUUUGGAAGUAAAUCUUUACCACUACGGUCCGCUGUCGAGAGUGUUCCAGCGAUACUCGUCGAUGAGCGGCUACCACUGCGUGAUGCCGUUGAAUUCCGCAUCCUCGAUAUGGAUCACGAAAUAGAGGACAGAGUCAGCCAGGUGAAGAGCGUGGUGAAGAGCAAACAAAAAAUCAAACUGGUCCCGAUUGACACGAAAGAUGUGGAAAGUUUCCGAGUGUUUUCCUUCCAGGAUAAAUAUGCGGCCUAUGUUUUACCAUCACAACCCGCCAACAAACCGAUGCCGUAUCGGGCGGGAUCUCCCUAUCAGCAGCUACUGAGCAGCAAGGAUGUGACGGUGGUACAGAAUAAUUAUAGUAAAAUUUUAGCCCUCCAGAAAGCGGCAGCAAACGAGUAUAAAGUGCUGUGCCACAUGACCAACUGGGGGUUUUAUCGCAAGGGUGAAGCACAGUUUGUCCCCGAAAAUCUGGACCCUAGUCUGUGUACGCACAUCAUAUAUUCGUUUGCCACCUUGGACCCAUCCACGCUAAUGAUGAAAGAGUUCGAUAGUUGGGCCGACUUGGACAACAAUAUGUACUACCGCACGGUAGCUGCUGCUGGUGAUGUACCUGUAUUGCUAGGUUUAGGUGGAUGGACCGAUUCGGUGGGCAACAAAUAUUCGGAGAUGGUGGGAUCUUCGGCUAAUCGCCGAAACUUCAUAACCAAUGCGAUCGUUUUCCUCAAAAAGCAUGGCUUUUCCGGUUUGCACAUGGAUUGGAACUAUCCCGUGUGCUGGCAGAGCGACUGUUCGAAGGGUUCCGAUAGUGAUAAGAUCAACUUUAGUAAGCUAAUCCAAGAAAUAAGGGCAGCCUUUAACCCGGAAAAUCUGCUGAUAAGUACCAGCAUUUCGGGAUACAAGGAGGUAUUGAUGGUUUCGUACGAUAUUGCCGACCUUACCAAGUACGUCGACUUUAUGGCCGUUAUGUCGUACGAUUAUCACGGCUCUUGGGAAGAACAAACGGGACAUGUGAGUCCGUUGUACGGUAGUUCUUACGAUAAAUAUCCGCAGUACAACACCGAUUACACAAUGCAGCUAUUGGUGAAGAUGGGUGCCGAUAAGAGUAAGCUCAUCGUAGGUGUUCCAUUCUAUGGGCAAACGUUCACGUUAGCACAAACUACCAGAGCCACACCCGGCGAAGGUAGUCCUACGAUUGGGCCCGGAACUGCUGGUGAUGACACGAGACAACCGGGCAUGUUGGCUUACUAUGAAAUUUGUCAGCGUGUGCGCAAACAGAAGUGGAAAGUGGGUAGAGAUGCCAACAUGAAGUCUGGCCCAUACGCCACCAACGGUGAUCAGUGGGUUGGGUACGAUGAUCCUAUAUCGGUCACAGCUAAAGCACGGUACGUGAUGAAAUCUGGCUUCGGCGGUAUCGCAGCAUGGACUGUCGAUUUGGACGAUUAUCAAAAUCGCUGUUGCGAGGAACGAUUCCCUGUGCUGCGAGCCAUUAACAGAGCGCUGGGGCGACUGGAUUCGCCUGUCCCAUCAGGAAUGGAUUGUUCGCGACCUGAUCAACCGGUUACUCCGUCACCUGCCGAAAUGACAUUUAGUCCGGAUGGUGGAGUACAGAGUACAACGUCAACACCGGCCCAUUCACAUACCACCUGGCCAUCGUGGUCACCAGAAAGUACAUCAACGACAAGAAGAACGACUACUACAAUGCCUACUACUUCUUCCACAACUACAACUACUAGCACGACUACUACAACUACUACUACCCCAAGAACAACACGAAGAACUACUACUCCAUCGACUACUACAUACAGCCCUCCAUCGACAACUGUCGGAACGACCAUCCCCGUACCAGGUCUCGUAAUGCCAGAGCUCAGCAAUGCAGAAAGUUGCGAAGGCAACCAAUACAAGGCGCAUCCGACGAACUGUAACUCUUAUUACCGUUGCGUUCUGUCCGAGUUCAAACAGCAGUUCUGUGCCGGCGGUCUGCACUGGAAUGAUGCGGCAAAGCUGUGCGAUUGGCCUGCAUCAGCAAAGUGCGAGAUGGACGUGGGAUCUCCAGAACCGAUUACAACAUCUACAACGGCAAGACCCACGAGAACAUCCUCAAGACGGACGACCACCACUACCAGCACUACCGAAGAAAUGGUAACGUCUCGCCCGACGCGUCGGAAGACUACGGUGGCUUCAAAUACUCCAAGCCCAACAAGACCUCCCAAAAAACCUGCUACUACUACCAAAAAACCCGUAAGCCGUCCGACGGAAACUUGCAACAAUGGAGAGUACUACCCACACAAGAGCUGUGACAGCUUCUACAUCUGUGUGAACGAAAAGAAGGUGGCCCAACAGUGCGGCCCGGGACUGUACUGGAGCCAAACGGAUAAGAGCUGCGAUUGGGAAGACAACGUGAAUUGUGUGAGCAAUGAACAGUAUUUCCGUUUGCUAACGUCCUUUGGUGCGCCCAAGUUGCUCUCGGAGGAUGACCCUUGCGAUGGCAAUUCGCACGUUCCAUUUCCGGGUGACUGUAACCAGUAUUUGGUGUGUAAUUGGGGCCGCCUCGAGUCUGCUAGCUGUGCCGAUGGGCUUCACUGGAACCAGCAGUUGAAAAUUUGCGAUUGGCCAGCAAGUGCUAAAUGCUCGCAAGGUGGCGUACCGGAGAGUACGGAAAACAUCUCCGACGAGAACAACGCGUGGCAGGGUCCGGGUCAGGACAUUGAUGGUCCACAAUACGUUGUGUCAACUACUGAGAAACGCACCACUACGACGCGUACCACAACGGCCGCUCCAGCUACACGUCCGCCAAUGUUGGAACCUCUUUCGGGGUAUUACAAAAUGGUUUGCUACUUUACCAACUGGGCUUGGUACAGGAAGGGCUACGGAAAGUACACGCCGGAUCACAUCCGUACCGAUCUCUGUACGCACAUUGUGUACGGAUUCGCGGUGCUAGACUACUCCUCACUCACGAUAAAAACGCACGACUCAUGGGCAGAUAUUGAUAACAAAUUCUACACCCGCGUAGUGGCCGCAAAAGAGAAGGGCGUUAAGGUGACGCUUGCCAUCGGUGGUUGGAAUGAUUCGGCGGGAGAUAAAUACAGCCGGUUGGUACGCAGUGCCGCCGCAAGGUCGAAGUUUGUGGAGCACGUGAUCGGCUUUCUGGAGAAGUAUGGAUUCGAAGGUUUGGAUCUCGAUUGGGAAUAUCCCGUGUGUUGGCAGGUGGACUGCAAGAAAGGAUUUGCCGACGAGAAGGAAGGAUUUACGGAACUGGUGCGGGAGCUGUCGGAAGCAUUUAAGCCCCGUGGAUGGUUACUGUCGGCUGCCGUAUCACCAAGCAAAACUGUGAUCGACGCUGGAUAUGAUGUUGCUGCGCUGGCUAAAUACUUCGACUGGAUUGCCGUAAUGACUUACGAUUUCCACGGACAGUGGGACAAACAAACUGGACAUGUAGCACCACUGUACUACCAUCCGGAGGAUGAGAUUGAUUUCUUCAAUGCGAACUAUUCGAUCAACUAUUGGAUCGAAAAGGGAGCACCAUCGCGGAAGAUUGUCAUGGGUAUGCCACUGUACGGGCAGUCGUUCCAACUAGCUGACACCAAGAAAAAUGGCCUAAAUGCCAAGGCCCCUGGUCCUGGCCAGGCAGGAGAAUUCACCAAAGCGGCAGGAUUCUUAGCCUACUACGAGAUCUGUGAUCGUAUACAAAACAAAGGAUGGACAGUGGUCCAAGAUGAGCUGCAAAGAAUGGGACCGUAUGCGUACAAGGGCAAUCAGUGGGUAUCGUUCGACGACAAAGAAACCCUGCUGAGGAAGGUACAAUUUAUACGAGCGAUGGAUCUGGGAGGAGGAAUGGUUUGGGCACUCGAUUUGGACGACUUUAAGGAUCGCUGUGGACAGGGAAGUCAUCCAUUACUAACUGCCAUUCGAGAGGGACUUCGAGAUCCACCCACAAGUGCCGAUGUACUCCCACCGAUUGUACAUCAAUCUUCAGAAAACGAGAGUUCUGCCUCAGGAAUGGAAACGAAUGCCGGCAUUUCGUCCCCGGAGAAACAACAACCCGGCGCAACCGACAGUUCAGAAGUGGACGAUAACUCGGUUGAGUCGGACGAAUAUAAAGUUGUUUGCUACUUCACGAACUGGGCUUGGUAUAGGCAAGGCAAUGGCAAAUAUCUUCCUGAAGAUAUUGAUUCCGAGUUGUGCACGCACAUUGUGUAUGGAUUCGCUGUUCUGGAUCGGGAGGGUUUAACAAUUAAGCCGCACGAUUCCUGGGCAGACAUUGAUAAUCGUUUCUACGAGAGAGUGGUGGAGCUUAAAAAGAAAGGCAAAAAAGUAACGGUUGCGAUUGGUGGAUGGAACGAUUCGGCCGGCGAUAAGUAUAGCCGGCUGGUGCGAAGUGCACAGGCCCGGAAGCGCUUUAUAGAAAAUGUGAUGCAAUUCAUUGCGAAGUAUAACUUUGACGGGCUGGACUUGGACUGGGAGUAUCCCGUGUGCUGGCAGGUGGAUUGCAAGAAGGGAUAUGCUGAUGAAAAGGAAGGCUUUUCCAGCUUGGUGAAAGAGCUGGCGACGGCCUUUACACCGCACGGCUAUUUGCUAUCCUCGGCAGUAUCACCAAGCAAGAAGGUGAUUGAUGCGGGAUAUGACGUACGUACGCUGUCCGAUUACAUGGACUGGAUCGCUGUGAUGACGUACGAUUAUCACGGACAGUGGGACAAACAGACGGGCCACGUUGCACCGAUGUAUGAGCAUUCGGAUGAUUUCGAUAAAACAUUCAACGCCAACUUCACGAUCCACUACUGGAUCGAGCAAGGUGCGGAUCCCCGUAAGUUGGUCAUGGGUAUGCCUAUGUACGGCCAGUCAUUCUCGCUCGCGGAUGUCAACGAUAAUGGGCUGAACGCAAAAACUUAUGGAGGUGGAGAAGCCGGCGAUCAAACACGUGCUAGAGGAUUCUUGUCAUAUUACGAAAUUUGCGCUAACAUUCAGCAGAAAAACUGGAACGUAGUGCGUGACCGAAAGGGACGUAUGGGUCCUUACGCUUACAAAGGCGAUCAGUGGGUUUCGUUCGACGACCAGUACAUGAUACGCCAUAAGAGCGAGUUUAUCAAGGCAAUGGGUCUUGGAGGUGCUAUGAUAUGGGCCCUCGAUUUGGACGAUUUCCGAAACCUUUGUGGAUGUGAAGAAUACCCCUUGCUGCGUACGAUCAACCGUGUAUUGCGGAACUAUCCUGGCCCAGGGCCCAAAUGUACGCUAGGAGCGGGUAAACCAUCAAGUCCAAGUGAUCGUCCAACUACUGCCAUGAUGUCCCCAACGACUACGAGGAAGCCCACAACUACAUCCAGAACAACAACGACGGCUAGGACUACGACUACGAUGCCGACGAAGGCAGCAUCAACUACUCGGAAAACGACCCGUCGAACGACUACUAGACCGUCCACUACCAGCAGACCGUCAACACCAUCGAUUGACGAUCUCGAUUACAAUCAAUCAAAUAGUGAUUGCGAUGGACGAUUGUUUGUUCCGCAUGAAACGGAUUGCUCCAAAUAUUACAUUUGUCAGCAUGGCAAGCGUUAUGAGCAAAGAUGUCCAGCAAACACGCUCUGGAAUAAUGGGUACUGUGACUGGGAGGAGAAUACUAAUUGUAAAAACAAGCAACGCCCAAUAACCUCCACGAUCUCCAGCGUUACGACGGAUGAUGACCGGAUGUCUUCAACUAGUCGCCCAGCAACAGCACCAACUACCCGGCGUACUACUACAUCAACUCGGCGCCCGACCGAAAGACCCACAACAACUAUCGCCACCACUACGGCUAAACCAUCACCUCCAACGAAUGAGCUAGGUCCUGGAAGUGGUGACUACAAAGUGGUGUGCUAUUUCACAAACUGGGCAUGGUACAGACAGGGAGAUGGAAAGUACACCCCCGACGAUAUCGAUAGCACGUUGUGCACCCACAUCGUGUACGGCUUUGCCGUGCUUGAUCGUGAAAGCUUGCAGAUCAAAACGCACGAUUCAUGGGCCGACAUAGACAAUCGGUUUUACGAGCGAGUCGUGGAGCACAAACGCAAAGGAACGAAGGUGACACUGGCGCUGGGCGGGUGGAACGAUUCGCUCGGCGAUAAGUACAGCAAGCUGGUACGAGAUGCCGCAGCUAGAGCUCGGUUCGUAAAGCACGCGGUAGAGUUCAUUGAAAAGUACGAUUUCGAUGGGUUGGACCUCGACUGGGAGUACCCCGUUUGUUGGCAGGUCGAUUGCCAAAAGGGUUAUCCGGACGAAAAAGAGGGCUUUGCGAAGUUGGUGCAGGAGCUCGCUGUUGAGUUCCGGCCGCGUAGUUGGUUGCUUUCUGCAGCCGUUUCUCCAAGCAAAAUGGUUAUUGAUGCCGGUUACGAAGUCCCAGUGCUGGCGGAGUACUUCGACUGGAUUGCGGUCAUGACUUACGAUUUCCACGGCAACUGGGACAAACAAACCGGGCACGUUGCACCGCUGUACUACUAUCCUGGUGAUACGUACGAUUACUUCAAUGCCAACUUCUCCAUCAACUACUGGAUCGAAAAGGGAGCACCAUCGCGAAAGUUGGUCAUGGGUAUGCCAUUGUAUGGACAAUCGUUUUCACUUGCCGAUGCUCGCCGGAAUGGGCUUAACGAGAAGUCUUACGGGCCGGGCGAGGCAGGAGAAUUUACGCGUGCCGGUGGAUUCUUGUCGUUUUACGAAAUAUGUGACAAGGUAAACCGCCAGGGUUGGUCCGUUCAGCGCGAUCCCGAAGGACGGAUAGGCCCGUACGCAUACAGCGGCAAUCAAUGGGUUUCGUAUGAUGAUGUGGACGAGAUCCGGAGAAAAUCGCAAUUUGUCAAACAAAUGAACCUUGGCGGUGGAAUGGUAUGGGCUUUGGAUCUGGAUGAUUUUAGAGGAAGAUGUGGAUGCGGUACGCAUCCGUUAUUGCGUACCAUGAAUUUGGAACUUGGGCGAAUCAGUACACAAGCGCCAGAAAAUUGUACUUAG